Messenger RNA from Chiroxiphia lanceolata (lance-tailed manakin), 4020 nucleotides. RefSeq names its product Fas apoptotic inhibitory molecule (gene FAIM). Bases 1400 to 2008 code for a protein of 202 amino acids. The transcript is spliced from 5 exons. NCBI's taxonomy places the organism in Eukaryota, Metazoa, Chordata, Aves, Passeriformes, Pipridae. Gene Ontology annotation, biological process: negative regulation of extrinsic apoptotic signaling pathway via death domain receptors; positive regulation of neurogenesis; canonical NF-kappaB signal transduction. The record is from RefSeq and is a predicted model, not a curated record.
UAGGUGGAUGGGAAGCGGUAAUCCGAGUUUAUUUUUCAGAGCAAGCCCUCAUGUGUAGAGGAGUAAAUCUCGUUUUGGGCCGCUGGCUUGGUUAGCAGAAAACGCGGUGAAACGAGGCGGUCGGUGCAGGACAGAUGCGUUUCCCUGGAUUGGAGCCAGCGGGUGGCUGUUGGAAGCGAGCAGCGCGUGGUCCCUCCAGGCUUUCCCUUGGGACUCGGGUGGUACCGGCUGGCCUUCAGGAAACACACGGCUGACCUAGAGUCUGGGUUCAGCUUCGGUUUAAAAUAGAAGUCUAUUACCUAAUUACCAUGAUUUGCUAAAAAGAAAAAAAAAAAUACAAGGAAUUUUUGUGUUCUGGGAUGCUUCCUAACCCUUUCAGCACUGAUCCUAAAUGAUCUCCAAGAUCCACACCGCAGGAUUGGGUCCUGCCGGGGAUGGUGAAGGGUGGCCUGGGGACACCCUCCAGCUGCCACCUCUCCUGGCAUUUCCUUUUGUGCCCGAGGCCGCUCCUUGUGCUGAUCCAAUGCCUGGGACAAGCGCGGGUCUAUCCCGAGCCCCCGCGCCGGCUCCUUUGAGGAGGGGGAAAUACAUCCCGCCUGACUCCCACCGUGUGCCAGGGGAUGCCAGCCUUCACAGCCACCAGUAACUUCAGGAACAGCCAAAACAGUCUCCUCGGCAUUUAUUAGCACGUGUUACUAUUUGUUUACAUUUAAGUUACGCUUAUUGAUAUGCACAGGCAAGGCAGACAGCCCUUAGCAAAUUAAUUAGUGAAAAUAAUACAUUAAAAAUCAGUCAGUGGUUGUAAAACACCAUUAGGGUCUAUUACUCUUAAGUAAGAAACGAGUUAUUUGCGGUUCACAUAGAUUUUGUGACUGAAUUGCCAGGUCAGAUUUGCUAAUGUGAUUGCUGUAAACUGCUACAGUGGUUUAGGAAAGCGAGUGGGUGAAAUUGUUGGCUGUACUAUUUCACAGUCCUGAGGUCAUUACGAUCUGGGACAGAGAUGGGCAGCUCUGACUGGGUUCCUACUUUGCUCAAGUUUUUUGUUUCUAAGCUUUCGGUCACAAGUUGGGCAGCCUGUUUUUCCAUCAAAUAAACGACAAAGUUAUGAUGAGCUAAUAAAGUUAGGAUAAACUGCAUUUACUAAUUUUGCAAAAUAUUAUAUUUUUUUCAAAAUACAUUUGCCUUUCUGUUUAAGAGGAAAGAUGGUUUUAUUAUAAAUGUUUUUGUUUCAUCAUAUAUACUACAGCUAGCACUCCAUGUAGUUAAUAACGCUUUUUAAAAUGUCCUUUAUCUUAACUGGAGAAAACCAGGAAAACUUAGACCUCAGCACUUCUCUGCUGCUAUUCUGCUUUUCUAUUUUUUCUUGCUGCUAAUUGGAUUAAAAGCUGUUUGGGUUACUAUGGCAUCCGGUGAGGAGAUUACUGUCUGUGAAGAUGAAGUAAGGUCUCGGUACAGCCACUUAGAGAAGAUGACAGAUUUGGUGGCUGUUUGGGAAGUAGCUUUAAGUGAUGGUGUUCAUAAGAUUGAAUUUGAACAUGGGACCACUUCAGGAAAACGUGUUGUCUAUGUUGAUGGAAAGGAAGAAAUAAGAAGAGAAUGGAUGUUUAAAUUAGUGGGUAAAGAAACAUUCACUGUUGGAGCUACUAAAACAAAAGCUGCUAUUAACAUAGAUGCAGUCAGUGGCUUUGCAUAUGAGUAUACUUUGGAGAUCAAUGGAAAGAGUCUGAAGAAACAUAUGGAGAACAGGUUAAAAACAACCAAUACUUGGAUAUUGAACUUGGAUGGUACGGACUAUAGAGUUGUUCUAGAAAAGGACACUAUGGAUGUGUGGUGCAAUGGUCAAAAAAUGGAAACAGCGGGUGAAUUUGUCGAAGAUGGGACUGAAACUCACUUCACUGUUGCUGAUCACAGCUGUUGCAUUAAGGCUGUCAGUAGUGGGAAACGAAAGGAGGGAAUUAUUCAUACCCUUAUUGUGAACAACAGAGAAAUCCCAGAGGCUGUGGAGUAGCCUCUAGUUAACUGAUUAUUGUAGGACCAAGAUCAGGAAUUUUCAAUUACUGUGGUAAUUAUUUUAAUAUGUACUACUUGGUACAUCUAGUUUGUGCUGGGUUUAUUUUCUAGUUUCUGUAUAUGAAAUUAUUCUUUUUGAGGACCAGAUGAAAAUAACUAUGUACAACCUCUUACAUUAGCAGUUUUUUAAAAACUAUGUAUAUAGAAUGUAUAUUAUAUCACUAAGUGUGGAGAACACUGGUGAACUUCAGUAGCAAUUAUACACCAGGAAAAAAAUCUUGUUAUAAUAAAAUGGAAGAUAAAUGUUCAGUUACACUGAAUCCUUAUAAACUGCAGGUGUAUGUGGAGGGAGGAAAAAGCAUAUGCUGGGCAUUGGAAUAAGCUGUUAAAGCUUUCUCAAUAAUUAUUUUUUUUCUUUUAAACUGACUACAAACCUUUUCAGGUGCAGUUAAGAGUUAAAAAGUUAAUAUAAAAAAGUUAUUAAUGAAAUACAUUGUUACCAAUACUUGUGUAACAGUAUUAAAGUAAUACCAAGUUAUGUAAACUGAUAUUUUAUUCUGAGUAGGAGCAAGAUGUUACAUUGUGCCAAAAAAAUCCUUUAGGUUUUCUGAAAACUGAUGCUAGUUAGAAAUUUUUGCAGUAGUUCAGAAACUCAGUACUGAGUUUUUCAAAAAAGCAAAUAGAAAGAGUUCCUGCCAUAAAAUUGCUUUAAAAAAUGAAAUCUCUUGAAGCAAACUGAAAUAAGAGCUUAUACUUGUUCAGUGCUGUCUAACCUUAAAUCUACAGCUCUGUGUUUUCAUGGCAGUAAUGUGUGAAUUGAGAAAUAUGAGGAAAAAGGGAACAGAAGUAGAAAAGAAUUUGUUGCUUAAAUGGAAUAGUUAAAAUAGGAAUAGACUCUAAGAGCAACCUUCAGAUUUCCUGAGAACAAAACUCACGUAUGUUCGGGGCUCACACACUACAAAACUACCUUUUGCAAAAAUAGGUAUAACUAAUCUUUAAAAUAAUAAUAAAAAAAACCCAAACAAAAUAUGAAUAUAUUAAUUUCAAAUUUUCUUUUGUAAUGGUUAAAAAAAUUUCCACUUGCAACCUCAGAGUUCAGCAUUAGACUUUUAUAACUUAAUUUCUUCUGGACUUGUGAGUGGUUCCUAGCACUAUGACUACUAGCUUAGGAGUUGCAGGUGCAGUACAAGUAUCCUGGGAAUUCAUUAACAAAAUAUUUUGAAAAGUUUUAUUAAAUGCUACUUUCAUCUGUGUUUUAGAGAUGCACAGUGCUUCACCUGUGGGUGAAAUGCUUCUCAUAUGACAACACAGUUGUUUUUUAAAGGUUUUAUGUGAGCCCUUCUCCUCCCCAAGUAAUGACAGUUUUAACCAUAGCUGACUUCAGGUGAGAGGCUGACCUGAUACUGACAGGUGAGGUACUAAAGAGGAGCCUUUAUUCCUGUAUUACAGCAUUGUUUUAAGCUGUUUAGGUGUUUUAGGCCCAGAACUGGUGAUUUUAAAUGCUUCAGUUUGGACAAAUCUUGUAGUAGCUUUUUGUUUGGGGCAAUAGCAUUUUAAACGCUGUUAACAUCAGGCAUAGUUUUAGGCUUCAGUACAGAAAGUUUCCAAGUACCUGAGCACAGGACUGAAUCCCCUUUGAUGGUGGAAUUCCUAUAGUGGCUCUUGGCUUUUCCAUGUGCUGGCUUCAGGUCACUGCAGAAGCAAUGUGGGCAUACCUGGCUACAAGGCUGUCAAUGUAAUCUUUAAAAGAUAUUGGUAAAGGUAAAUUAAUUGAAGAUCAGUUUCAAGCUGUAGUUUGAACCAGUUCUUUACUAUCUUGUAGCCUUUCAAAGAGAUUAAAUGUUGCUGAGAAAUCUAAAGCUCAAAUACAGUCCAAAUCACAUUCUUAAGACUAUAUAAAAAUUACAAGUUAACUGAUGGUGACAUUCAUACUUUUUAUUUUGAAUACAUGUAUCUACAAUGCUUGAAAUAACUAAUAAAACCUGCAACAGCAACUCCUGUUAGAAAUCA